GUUCUCACCAUUUACCACAUAAUUUUACACUUUGCCAAUCACAGACAAUGAUCUCAGCAUUUCAGAUGACAUGGAUUUACAUUUAUCUCCGUCCUUUAUUUCUCGAGAUUCGAAAUUAAAGACUGAGGGUCUUUAUCCUCACGAGAAAGACUGUCUGGUAGCCAUGGUACCCAAGCAAUCAAACUCGGAACACUUUCUGGAAAAGAUCAUCAGAGAGCCAGACAUUCAAUCGAUCUUUCUUGCUCUAAUACUUUUCGCCAUCGUUCGCAUGAUCAUCGGAAAAUCGUCGUGGAAGCACUGGGUCUCAAUUUCGAUCAAAAGUUUGGGAAUAUUUUUGAAUCAGGACAAAAUUCUUAACAAAACCAGAAUAGAAGUUGCAUGGGACAUGAAUCUGCGCGGUUUUUCCGUUUUGGCGACGAUUGCUCUGUCGGUGAUAACAUACAAAAAUUUGAUGAGCAAAAAAUAUGUGGAAAUUGAUACCAUCGACGAAUUAAUUGCUUCGAAUUUGACUAUUUUGGCUCCGGAUUACUUGAAAAAUGAGGAACUGUGGUCGAACAUAAAACCUGAACUGUCUACUAAAAUCACCUACAAAGGGGUCAAUGAUCUCAAUUAUGAUGUAAUAACGAGAAGAAAGUUUCAUCACGCUUAUAUAUUUACGGAUAGUGCAGCAGAAUAUAUGGAUAUGAUGCUACAUACGUACGUUUCCAGUGCAAAAGGCUACAAACAAAUGAUUCGGAUAAUGCACGAAAACCUGCAUUGUCGACUUUCAGGCUACCGAAUAUCAACAGCAUCGCCCUUAAAGAGAUACAUUAACGAUUUUGUUCGAAGAUUCGUGGAAAAUGGGCUCUAUGACAAGCAUUUGGAAUGGAUCAGGCAACUGAACAGCGACGUUUUUCAAGUGAAUAAAUACAAAAAGGUGCGUAGAGAUGGUAAAGAACCAGUUGUUUUGGACAUCGAUUUAGUGCUUGGUAUAUUUGUUCUGUACAUUGUUGGAGUUGUGAUUUCCGUGGUCAUAUUUUUGUUUGAAUUGAAGCUGUAGGUAAAUAUUACAA
Bradysia coprophila is the source of this 1052-nucleotide messenger RNA. RefSeq lists its product as uncharacterized. NCBI's taxonomy places the organism in Eukaryota, Metazoa, Arthropoda, Insecta, Diptera, Sciaridae. The record is from RefSeq and is a predicted model, not a curated record.